AUGAAGUAUAAUAAAAAAAACCUCUCGUUCAGCCCCACCACAGUGAGCAUCGCUGGAACGCUGCUCACCGUGUUCUUCCUCACAAGACUCGUGCUUUCGUUCUUCUCGAUAUCGCUGUUUCAACUGCUCACGUUCCAAGGGAUCUUCAAGCCCUACGUUCCAGAUUUCAAGAACACUCCCGACGUGGAGUUCUACGACCUGCGAAAUUACCAGGGCAACCAAGACGGCUGGCAACAGGGCGACCGCAUCCUGUUCUGUGUGCCGCUGAGAGACGCCUCGGAGCAUCUGCCCAUGUUUUUCAACCAUCUGAAUACCAUGUCGUAUCCGCACAACCUCAUCGACCUGUCGUUUCUGGUCAGCGACUCCUCCGACAAUACCAUGGGCGUGCUUCUAUCCAGCCUGCAGACGGCGCAGUCGCAGCAGGACAAGUCCAAGAGAUUCGGCAAUAUCGAGAUCUACGAGAAGGAUUUCGGCCAAAUCAUAGGCCAGUCCUUCUCUGAUCGUCACGGGUUUGGCGCACAGGGCCCCAGAAGAAAGCUCAUGGCCAGGGCCCGUAACUGGCUGGGAUCCGUGGCGUUGAAGCCGUACCACUCUUGGGUGUACUGGAGAGACGUGGAUGUCCAAACGAUUCCCACCACCAUCAUGGAGGACCUAAUGCAUCACGACAAAGACGUCAUCGUCCCCAACGUCUGGAGACCCCUGCCGGACUGGCUGGGGAACAUCCAGCCCUACGACCUGAACUCGUGGAAGGAGUCCGAAGGUGGUCUUCAACUGGCAGAUGCCCUGGACGAAGACGCCGUAAUCGUCGAGGGGUACCCGGAAUACGCCACUUGGAGACCCCAUUUGGCCUACAUGAGAGACCCCAACGGUAAUCCAGAGGACGAAAUGGAGCUAGACGGCAUCGGAGGUGUCUCCAUUCUCGCCAAGGCCAAAGUGUUCAGAACUGGCUCACACUUCCCUGCAUUUUCCUUUGAAAAGCACGCCGAGACAGAAGCGUUCGGCAGACUGUCCCGCAGAAUGAACUACAACGUUAUCGGCCUUCCCCAUUAUGUCAUCUGGCACAUCUACGAGCCCUCCAGCGAUGACUUGAAACACAUGGCUUGGAUGGCGGAAGAGGAGAAACGGAAACUGGAAGAAGAGAGAAUUCGGGAAUUCUACCACAAGAUUUGGGACAUCGGAUUCGAAGACGUCAGGGCCCAAUGGAACGAAGAAAGAGACUCGAUCUUGAAAAACAUCGACUCUACCCUAAACAGCAAGGUCACUGUGGACUGGUCUGAAGACGGCGAUAGUUCGGAACUCGUGGACUCGAAGGGUGAGUUUGUCCCCUCGAAUAACCCACAGCAACAACAACAGCAACAGCAACAGCAACAGCAGCAAGACAGCAACCCGCAGGGGAAGGCUCUUGAUGAAAACGACAAGAACAAGAAAAAACUUUUCAAAGAAGUUCCUUUGGACUUCGACCCUGAUAGAAACUAG
Saccharomyces kudriavzevii IFO 1802 is the source of this 1476-nucleotide messenger RNA. RefSeq names its product Anp1p (gene ANP1). NCBI's taxonomy places the organism in Eukaryota, Fungi, Ascomycota, Saccharomycetes, Saccharomycetales, Saccharomycetaceae. Gene Ontology annotation, biological process: cell wall mannoprotein biosynthetic process; protein N-linked glycosylation. Bases 1 to 1476 code for a protein of 491 amino acids. Gene Ontology annotation, cellular component: mannan polymerase complex. The transcript has a single exon. The record is from RefSeq and is a predicted model, not a curated record. Gene Ontology annotation, molecular function: alpha-1,6-mannosyltransferase activity.